This is a messenger RNA of Ciona intestinalis (vase tunicate), 1383 nucleotides long. RefSeq names its product phospholipid phosphatase 5-like. Gene Ontology annotation, molecular function: phosphatidate phosphatase activity. The record is from RefSeq and is a predicted model, not a curated record. Gene Ontology annotation, biological process: phospholipid metabolic process; phospholipid dephosphorylation. NCBI's taxonomy places the organism in Eukaryota, Metazoa, Chordata, Ascidiacea, Phlebobranchia, Cionidae. Gene Ontology annotation, cellular component: membrane.
GCUCGUAAAUGUCCUACUUAUUGGUAAUUUGUUAGUAGUAGGUAUAACCUAGUAGCUAUAUGUAUGUUCUAUAUGGUAUUUUAUUGAUGCCUUUUUUCAAGUCUUUUUAGCAUUUAUUUAUUUUUUUUCAUUUAAUAUCAGAGUAUCAAAUUUGCUUUUUCUAAAUCUUGUUUUUUUUUUAUAUAAUUUAAAAGCCCAAUCCUAGUACAAAUGCCCCAUUGGUUAGCAGUAUAUCAUUGUAAUGGCUUCAAUCUGCUUAAGAAACCGAGCGUUUUAUAUUUUUAGUGAAGUGCUCAUCAGACUUGUCUUGAUUGGGGUGUUUAUGUAUACGGAAGUGCAAGAACCAUUUGAAAGAUUGAUCCAACCAGAAGAAUGGUGGUUGUACAAAAAUCCUAUAUCUCUAAAUCCAAGAGUCUCUACUCUAAAGCUAUAUUUGAUCACAACUCUUUCUCCUCCCAUCACAAUCCUCAUCUUCAGUGGAAUCGGGAUGCGAAAUGAUCUUGUUCCUGCUUUUUUAUCUUCAACAUUAUGCCUUGUCAUCAAUGGAGUGCUCACCAAUGCUGUUAAGCUUACAGUGGGAAGACCUAGACCUGACUUUUUCUUUAGGUGUUUUAAAGAUGGUGUUCUACCUGAGGGUCAACCAUCAACAUACAAUUUACUUUGCACUGGUGAUAGUGAAACUAUCAUAGAAGGAAGAAAAAGUUUUCCGAGUGGACAUUCUUCAUUUGCAUUUGUAAGCCUUGGAUUCUGUGCUUUUUACAUAGCUGGAAAGCUGCAGUGUUUCUCAACUGGUGGCCAGGGUAAGUCAUGGAGGCUUUGUGCGUGUCUGAUUCCCCUGCUCAUUGCAGCACUGACAGCUAUUAGCAGAACUUGUGACUACAUGCACCACUGGCAAGAUGUAACAGUUGGAUCAAUCAUGGGUUUGAGCAUAGCAUAUCUUGGAUAUCGACAGUACUACCCACCUCUUAGCUCCCCAGAAUGCAGUGUUCCAUACAUGGACAGUUUACCUCAAGUGAAAUCUAGUUCCAACCUGUAUGAAGUGGUAUCUGGUGGAACCAAAGUCAUGUGAAAUAUGUACUGCCGUUCACUAGUUCAAUUCGGGUGCCCUGCUUUAAUUUGUGCAACUGGUUGUGUGUACAUCUGCUAAACUUUUACCAAUUCUAGCCAUUACUUUUGUUUAAGAGUCUGUUGUUCAUUUUUUUGUGUUAUCACUGGUAAAAGUUUAUCUAUUCAUCAGUGUCGCUACUAUAUUCUUUGUUUUUAUGCAGCUGGUGUUAUAUGGAACAUAAUCUAAAUGGAAGCGGCUACCACUUAUUGAACAUUUUUACAUAUUCAAAUGUUUUACUUUAUACUGGCAAAUACAUUUGCGUUUGGUACAGUUUG